GACGCUCGAGCGCGACACUGAUCGCACAGUCCUCGUGGAAUCUCGAGGCACAAAAGUACUCUUCGUGCCACUUUGUAAAACUUUCUCACACGAUGAAACAUAUCUCUCUAUUCUUUACAUUUUUCGUCAAAAUUUGACCGUGAAUUGCUUCGAUAUUUAAUUGUGAAUCGCUUCAAUAUUCAAUCAAAAACAAGUUUAAUCGAAAAAAUUGAUAUUUUCUCACAAAUUGAUCUAAUAUUUAACACAAAAUUGUGUCGAUAGUUUAACAAAAAUUGAAAGAACUGUUCGUUGUUAGAAGUAUUGCAUGAAGCUUAUAUCAUGUGGCAAUCAACGAUACAAAGAAGACGCCACUGAAGAUAACACGAUGGUCGCUAUCUCGUCAUCACUCGGUGCAUAAAGUGUAAUUUCCGAGCAGAAAGUGUUCAAGCCUACUAUAAUGAAGCUUGGAAAAUUCCAUCUCCUAUGCUACGUGUGCGUUCUGUACACUUUCGUCCAGUCUAAGAAAACAAAUUGGGAAAAUCCGUCUACACCAAACCCCUCCUCAAACUCGCAAGAACCAACAGAACUUUUAAACAUCAAUAAUCCGCGAGACAAACGGGCAUUGGGUCUGAUUCUUUCGGGCUUGGCGCAGGUUUUUGGUUACACGGUAAGCCCUGUGCAAAUAGCCUCGUUGCCCAAUCCUAAUUCCGAAUCAGAUGAGGCAAGAGCUAAUAACAACACUCAAACAAACUCUACUCAAUCGACUACAUUAGCUCCAAGACAACGAGAAACGAUCAAAUUCACAGGUGUGGUAAAUUUUAGUAAUGGAACAGGUGUAUUAACUCAGUUGCAACAAUAUGAGAAUAUUUUCCAUGGUAAUUCAUCUUCCACAACCUCCAAACCGCCUUCAACAUCAUCAACGAUGCCACCACAGAUUGAUCCAAGGAAACAGACUCCUAAUCAACCACUACCACCUCCUCUCUUGGUAAAGAUCCCUCUGCCAGUCAUAUCGGAACCUUCCUUACCGACCGUACCUCAACCACCUCUUCCUGAGAUUCCUUCUCAAUUCAUUAAUCUAUCCUACCCUGAACCGUACAUCGGUUCAAUUCGCAAUGAACAAGGAAUGGUGUACAGAAAGAACGUGAGCACUGAAAAAGUGAUAAUAGAAAAUCAGCCAAUUUAUAAUGCAAAGGAUAUUCAAUCGCCACCUCCUCCAAUGUUAGCUCAACCGCCAAUGAUACAUGAUCUUUCAACUACAUCUCCUUCUUAUAAUGAAGAUCCAAGAUGGAAACAAGAGUAUGAAGAAAGACUUGCAGAAUUGGAGCGUAAACAGGAAGAGCAUGCGAAGAGAUUGAGGGAACAAGAAUGGUACAGAAAUCGUCAGAAGGAUGAUAAUUAUAGUGGUGAGGAAGAGGGUGAUUCAAGGAAGCAAAUAGAUCACGGAGAUCAAGAUUCUGGAUGUGGAGGAAACCAAGAGGAAAGCGAUAAAGGAAAACCGUUGAGAGAAGAAUAUCAGUCGAGAGAGAGAUACGAGAGUGAAGAGAGGAUUCAUGAAUAUCCCACGAAUCAAAAACAACCUGCAGAAAGCGAAGAAGAAGGGUAUUAUAGGAAUGAUGAUGUUUAUAAGGAAGACACGCCUCAAACUAGUGAAAAUUAUACAAGUAUACAGUAUAGUGAACCACUACCCUUGAGUGAAGAUGAUGAGGAACGACGACCUGAAGAUCUUCGUAACAGUUAUGGGGAACCUCUGUAUAAUCGUGAACUGAUUAAUGAUGGUUUUGUGAAUUUUUUUGGAAGACUCAAGCAGCCAUUGAGCGAUAUUUAUAGCUCGUCUGUGCCUGCUGAAUCGGAGGAAGAGGUUUCGAGAGAGGAGGAAGAUUCGCGUGCUAAUCAGAAAGAUGAAAAUGAAAGUGAUGAAAGGAGCAGAGAAGAAGAUGUUCCAGCAAGAAACAAGUAUGAAGAAUAUACUCUGGAGGAAGAUACAGAUAGCAGGAAGAAAGAUGGAAAAGGAUCUGACGAAGAUAAUUCCGAGUUACCAAUGAAAAUCUCCAAUAAUCAAUCGAAUGGCGAAAAUCGAUCUUUUUCCCCCGAAGAACGAGAUGAAUUGGAUUUCAGUAAAUUUAUGCCAUUGAUCGUUCCUGUUCGGUACCUGAAUGCCCCUGAAGAAUUAAGAAAGACGAAAUUCAAGUCACCGACAAAUGAAAAGUCAGAGAAAGAUAAUACUUUAAGAGCAGAAGCUUCAAAAAAAGUCUCGUCUAAAGAGCCAAAGCGAUCAAAAAAGGAAAAUUUGAAACCGGUAGUAGGUGUUAGAGAAAGAAAAACACCGAAGAAUCUCCACGAGGGUGAACAAAAGGAAGUACAAAUGUGGCCACCGCCAUUCGACUUUAUUUUCGAUAGUACAAUACAUACCAACAUUGUUCCAAGAAAUUCGACCGAUAAUGACAAUAUUAAGGUAUCGAAUAGUGAAGAAAAUCGUAGAAAAUCUGAAUCCUCCAAUAAAAUGAGGAAAGAAAGGCAUCGAGAAGAGAAAAGUCAAGUAAUACUUGAUAAUUUAAAUCAAAGACCGUAUGACUAUUCUGAAAAUAUUUAUGACCAAGAUUUUAAAAAGGGACUCGAAUUAAGAACAGUUCCUGGGAAACGACUGAUGAUGAAUAGGCCUAUAAAUACUGUGAAUUCAAAUAGAACACGUUUUGAGACGAAAAUCGUGAAAUCUAAUCAAAAUGAUAAUGAUAGAAAAGAAAUACCAGAUUUUUUAAAGCGUUAUAAGUAUAUUUCAAAUAAUAAUUAUAGAUCUACAGAAGGACCAAAUAUCGAAAUAAAAAAUUUUCAAGAGCUGCAGGACCCGAGUUCAUUGAAUUCUAAGAAAUUUGAAUCCUCGAAACGCAGUAUUGAAAGAAAUGAAACAUCUUCAAAAAAUAAAAAGCAGAUAAAUGUUAAAAAUCGUAUAAUGCAAGAUAAUCCAGUUUCUCGACAGAAGUUUGAAUCAACGAUGUUUCUCGAACCUAGAGAAAACUAUAAUUUGUUCAAUUUUGGUGAACGUGUUUAUGAUUUCAAUUAUGGCAGGGGAAACAACAGAUUGUCCGGAGUUUUUGACGGGAAUAAAAAAAUUGGAAACGUAGAAAUAAUUGGUUUGGCCACGCCGCAACAGAACGUGUAUCGCUAUGACGAAAGUUUAACGAAAUUCACCAGUGAACCGGAAAGCAGAAGCGAGAAAGUCGAAGAUUACGCGAAUGGUGCUACCACUAUAAAAAUAGUAGCAGAAGAACGCAUUAAUCCGAAUGAACCAAUUAGUUAUGUCGAUUAUUCUCGUAUUUUAUAAUUUGUUAUUAUUUUCAAGCUAAUUGUGCAAUAUGAUCCAUUUUCAAUAUUUCGGUUUUCAGUAAUUUAACACGUAGAAUCUAAAAAUAUUUUAAAUAUAGUAAUUAAAGGAAUUUAAAAGAAUUUUAAAAAUAGUUAUCAAUGUUUUGUUAUAUGAUUCAUUUGAAAUACUUUUUCACUAAUUUCAACAUUUGUUACAUUAUAAUAUAGUGAAAUCAAUCAUAUUUCAUGCUUUGUG
This is a messenger RNA of Bombus pascuorum, 3535 nucleotides long. Its product is annotated as golgin subfamily A member 6-like protein 22. The transcript has a single exon. The record is from RefSeq and is a predicted model, not a curated record. The coding region runs from base 437 to 3298 and encodes 953 amino acids. Lineage: Eukaryota; Metazoa; Arthropoda; Insecta; Hymenoptera; Apidae.